AUGUCUAAUUUUCCAUCUUUAGAAGAGUUUAAUUCUGGUGUUUGUUGUACAAUAUCUGAUAAAAAUCAAAAUGAAUCUGAAAUACAAGACGAAACGUUUAUAAAACCAAUACCAUUGAAAGAUAUAGAUGCGCAGAGGGAGGAUAUGACAUACAAAAUUUCAGAAAAUACUAAUGAAUCAGUUUUUCUUGAAAAAUGGAAACAACAAAGAGAAGCAAAUAUUCAAAAACAAGAGGAAGAAGACCGUUUAAAAAAAGAAAAUAAAAUAGAAAACGCUAAAAAAGCUAUUGAUAACUUUUUUGAAAGUUAUAAUAGAAAAAAACAGGAAAAAAUCCAAAAAAAUAGAGAAAAACAGAAAGAGUUCCUACUAAAUAGAGAUAAAGAUAUCUCAGGAAUGCUAUGGGAUCGUGUUGUUAAACUUCUUAAUCUUUCAGAAACAUCAACUGGAUUAGAAGAUAGCAAUAUGUCGAAAUUUAAAGAAUUAUUAUUAAAACUUCAAAAAGACCCAAAUGCACCAGGCGCAAAUGAUAUUUAA
Pneumocystis murina B123 is the source of this 534-nucleotide messenger RNA. RefSeq lists its product as hypothetical. The transcript is spliced from 4 exons. Gene Ontology annotation, biological process: intracellular protein transport; vesicle-mediated transport. Gene Ontology annotation, molecular function: structural molecule activity. The record is from RefSeq and is a predicted model, not a curated record. Gene Ontology annotation, cellular component: clathrin coat of trans-Golgi network vesicle; clathrin coat of coated pit. The coding region runs from base 1 to 534 and encodes 177 amino acids. NCBI's taxonomy places the organism in Eukaryota, Fungi, Ascomycota, Pneumocystomycetes, Pneumocystales, Pneumocystaceae.